This is a messenger RNA of Limulus polyphemus (Atlantic horseshoe crab), 2865 nucleotides long. Its product is annotated as double-strand-break repair protein rad21 homolog. The transcript has 14 exons. The record is from RefSeq and is a predicted model, not a curated record. NCBI's taxonomy places the organism in Eukaryota, Metazoa, Arthropoda, Merostomata, Xiphosura, Limulidae. Gene Ontology annotation, molecular function: protein binding; chromatin binding. Gene Ontology annotation, biological process: replication-born double-strand break repair via sister chromatid exchange; mitotic sister chromatid cohesion; synaptonemal complex assembly. Bases 341 to 2659 code for a protein of 772 amino acids. Gene Ontology annotation, cellular component: cohesin complex; synaptonemal complex.
GAAAUUGUUCUAGACGCCAUUUUGGAUUUCAAAAAUUGACGGAAAAUGUCGUAUCUGAUUAUUUGAAAGCUAAUUUUUCAUCUAAGCUCAUAUUAAACAGUGAUAAAAGCUUACAGAUUAUACCGUUUGUGGAUCUGAACGCAAACUAUCUAAAAAAGUAAAGGUGUAAAGUGGUGACCUUGAUGGUCUGAAUGGCCUUCAGUCAUCUUGCUUACUUUUAUAUUCUUACAUGGAUGUAAAAGCUCUACUUUUUGAUUGGGGUGGCAUUAUUAGCUGCUCUUUUGUGAAUGAAGGGAAAACAUUAAUAGUGUUGGCUUAGUAUAACAGCUGCUUCAUAAAAAUGUUUUACGCACAUUUUGUAUUGGCAAAAAAGGGCCCUUUAGCCCGUAUCUGGUUGGCCGCUCAUUGGGACAAAAAGUUAACCAAAGCCCAUGUUUUUGAAACUAACAUAGAAAGCAGUGUUGAAGGUAUUUUACAGCCUAAGGUCAAAAUGGCUUUACGGACAUCAGGCCAUCUUCUGUUGGGAAUUGUUCGAAUCUACUCGAGAAAAGCUAAGUACCUUCUAGCUGACUGCAAUGAGGCUUUCAUCAAGAUCAAAAUGGCCUUCCGACCAGGGAUAGUAGAUCUACCAGAAGAAAAUAGAGAAGCAGCUGUGGCCACCAUCACUUUGCCAGAAGUUUUUCAUGACUUUGAUACAGUUCCAGAUAUCAAUAAUCUAGGCAUGGAAACACCAGUGGCCUUAAAUCAAAGCCGAGCAGAAGAUAUAACACUUAAGGAAGAUUAUGGAACUCUUAACCUUAUGGCUGAUGAUGGAUUCGGUGAGUUUGGUGAUAUGGGUUUUGAUGAUCCUGAAUUGGCUCGAGAUGCAACAAACAUUGAUGAAGGUUUUGAUCAUGCUAGUCUGCUGUUAGGAGAAGAGAGAAACAAAGAUAAACCUGAAGAUACAACACAUGAAUCUCAUGAAGUUAGCCAGCAAGGUCCUUCUAAUUCAAAGUCCAAUUUUUCCAUUGAUGCUCCUCUAAAAGAUGAUGGAUUUGGAGGAACAGUUGGAGAAGGAUUACUUGAAGGAGAUGCAUCAGGAUUAUUUGAGCCUGCUGGACUUUUUGAUGAUGCCCCACUAGGCCAUGUACCCAUGGAUACUAGCAAUGCUGAAAAUCUCCCUGAGGCUCAGGAAGGUCCUUCAUCUGCACCACAAAUAGAAGCCAGGCCUACAGAGUCUGAUGACGAUGAUGACAUGUAUGAUAUGGGUCCUCCUUCCAUGGGGAGGAUAUCAGCUCCUUCAACUCCUGGUUCAGUUCCUCCACCAGAAGAAGCUGCUCAACCCAUGCAGGCUGAUGAUACUGGAGGAGGGGAUGAUAGAGGCAUGCCUCCACCACCAGAUGCUGAUCAAAGUGCCCUGCCCCAGCCUGAAGUCAUGCCACAAGACCAGACAACUUUAAUCCAUAAUGAAGAAGAGACUUUUGCUCUUGCACCACUUGAUGCUACUCUAGUACAUGGAGCAGAAAAAGCCAAAGGUAAACGUAAACGAAAACUGGUUGUGGAUGAAGUGAAAAACAUAUCUGGGGAAGAGAUGAAGUCCCAGCUUUCUGAUACAACAGACAUUGUUACCACCCUUGAUUUGGCUCCUCCAACUAAACGACUUAUGCACUGGAAAGAAAGUGGAGGAGUUGAGAAGCUUUUUGCCCUACCAGGCCGACCCAUUCUCUCAAAAAGCUUAUCAAAGCUUUACCAAAGGCAUUUGACAAGCAGGCCUGUGGAUAAUGAGGAGUUUGGUCUUGAAGAAGAUAAAAUUGAUUUAGAUGGACAGCCAGAACAUCUCCGAGAAGAGGAAGUGCCAUCACACAAAAGGAGGAGGGAAAUGAUUCCAGAAGAAAUGUCUAGGAUAGAACAACCUCAACUAGAAACUUCUGUACCAGCACAACCUAUUCCUCCUAUAGAUCAGUCUAUACCACACUUUCCUCUUGAUAUUUCCACAGAAGUACCAUUAGCAACAGAACAGUUGCCUCCCUUACCUGUACAUGAGACAGGAAUGCUUGGUCCUCAAACAGAGGCUGAACCUCUUAACCCAGUUCCUCCUGUAGAAGAACAUCCACUUAUCCCCAUUAAGGAACAUUCACUUCAUCCUUUAGAGGGACAUCCACUUCCUGUAUUAGAGGGACAUCAAACAACUGAUAUUUUAGCAACAGCAAUUGCCACACUGCAUGAUGAACCCCUUCUCCAGCAACAACAGCCUCAACCAGUGGAAUCUGAAGUAGAGAAGGUUCAAGAAAUGCAUGUACAACAGCAGCAAGAGGAGCUGUUACAACCAGUAACUGUAAACCAUAAAGAGCAGUUGGCUGAAGAAGAGGAAGAUUAUGCUGCUCCAGCUAGUGUUGGACCUCCUGAGGAGCAAUUAGCAGAUGAAACAUAUGAACAGUUUGAAGAACGUAUUCUUAAUAAAAGAACAGUCCACAUGCUUCACAUAAUACAACAUGGGCUAGAAGCAGGAAAAAAGAUGCGAUUUUCUGACUUGGUGAGAAACAACAUGCGCAAGCAAGUUGCACAGAAAUUCUACACAUUUUUGGUGCUGAAGAAGCAACAAGCUGUAGAAUUAGAGCAAGAUGGGCCAUAUGGAGAAAUAAUUAUCACCAGAGGCUCAAAUUAUAAUGGUGUUUAUUAAUGUGAGCAGCUUUAUCAUUGUCUGUAUGUACAUGUUUGACCAAAUAGUUUAAUAGCUGGCCUUGGGCAAAUUCCUACUAAAUGUAGAGAUGGUUAUUAACAAUUUAUUAUGUUAUUUUUUUGUAUAUAUUUUUAAGUUUUAUAUUUGGUAUUGACAAGAGGUUUUAUUUUCUAAAUAUAUAUAUAUAUAUAUAUAUAUAUACACAC